CCUUCAUGUAGGUCUUGCCUCAGCCGGCGCAUGGGUAAACUCAAUGCGGUUGCGAUGGACGGUUCUCGCCGUGACGACGAUCACGCUGCUCUCUGUGUGGCUCACCUUCCUGCAGCUGUCGCAGCAACAGUCGCAGCAGCCGCAAUCCCCGACCCCGCACCGGCCGGCGCGGCAAGAAGCCACCCUGGGACUGGGGCAGGACUCUUCAUCCCACGAAGACUUGUUAGUUCAUCUUUGCAUUUGCAGCGACGAUCCGGACUUCCGCCCCACGGUGGUAGCCAUCCGCUCCGCGGUGGCGGCCUCUCAGCAGGCGGAGCGCUUCGUGUUCCACUUCAUCACCACCACCGAACUGGCAGUGCGUUUCUCCAAGGUGGCGAAGCUGCAGCUCCCGGGGAUCCGCAUUGAGGUGCACGCCGACGAGGCACUGGAGAUGGCCAUCCAGGGCCGCAUCGAGUUCCGGCCCAGCUCAGGUCGGAAGAACCUCGCCAGCGCCUUCAACUUUGCUCCGUUCUACCUUCCUAAUUUCCUGGCGGCAUCUUACACCUUCAGCAGCCAAAGUCGCAGAUUGCUGUACAUGGAUGCCGACAUUGUCAUUCUGGCCGACCUCGCUGAACUUUAUGAUAUGGACAUGCAGGGCAGGCCUUGCGCUGCAGUUCCAUACUGCAAUCAGAAGUUGUCGACAUAUAUUAACUUCAAGCUCUUGAAGGAGCUUGGCCACGAAGGGAUCGACCCCGACGCGUGUAUCGCCAACCGUGGGCUGCUGCUGAUUGAUGUGCGAGCUUGGGCCUCCAUGAGGUUGACGGAGUCUAUCGAGGGGUGGCUUGAGCAGUACCGAACUGCUGAAGACGACCUUUGGGUGGGUGGCAUGUCCCAGCCUCCUUGGCUGCUGGCCAUCAACGGCAAUUACACGCACCUGGCGGAUGAUUGGAACUGCAACAGCUUGGGCCGGCAUUCCAUGGGUGCAUCAGAGGUCAAAGAGCUGCGGGCCCUAGGGUUCAUGGAUGAGCAUCUUGAAGUUCUGAGGGUUGAGUCUACCUCCUGGGGCAUUGUUCCCUAUGUGGUGGUCUGCAGCAACUCGGCCAAGCUUUUGCACUACAACGGUGCCAUGAAGCCUUGGCUGCUGGACAGCGACACCAUCCAAGUCCCCG
This is a messenger RNA of Effrenium voratum, 1148 nucleotides long. The record is from the annotation of a GenBank genome assembly. Lineage: Eukaryota; Dinophyceae; Suessiales; Symbiodiniaceae.